This is a messenger RNA of Ochotona princeps (American pika), 1482 nucleotides long. RefSeq names its product PP2A Aalpha (PPP2R1A) and B55A (PPP2R2A) interacting phosphatase regulator 1 (gene PABIR1). Gene Ontology annotation, biological process: mitotic G2/M transition checkpoint. Gene Ontology annotation, cellular component: cytoplasm; nucleus. Gene Ontology annotation, molecular function: protein serine/threonine phosphatase inhibitor activity. Lineage: Eukaryota; Metazoa; Chordata; Mammalia; Lagomorpha; Ochotonidae. The record is from RefSeq and is a predicted model, not a curated record. Bases 364 to 1197 code for a protein of 277 amino acids. The transcript has a single exon.
CCGCUUCCUUGUGGACGCCUUCCCUGGUCAGGCCGGGCCCCACUCCCUCACCAGACCCACCAGGGGCGUCCCUGCUGGAGCUCCUGUGCCUUCUGCGAACACCGACGCUCUCAGCCAUUCGCCGGGGGAAGCUCGCCCGGGCCGGGCCACCGCCCGCCGCCCCGCCUCCGGCGCCCGGGCGCCACGAUGACGUCCUUAGCAGGCGCCGCCGGCCGGCGCAGGGCGCCUGCGCGCACGGGGCGCGCCUGCGCGGACGGCGGCCCGCUGACAGAUUGGCGGCGGCGGCGGCGGCGGCCCCGGACUGCGGGCAUGGGCGUCCGCGGGCCCUGACGGAGCACCGCCCCCGCCCGCCUGGCCGCCGACAUGGCUCAGGAGAAGAUGGAGCUGGACCUGGAGCUGCCUGCGGGCGCGGCGGAGGGCGGCGGCGGGGCCCUGCGGAGGUCGAACAGCGCCCCCCUGAUCCACGGCCUCAGUGACACCUCGCCCGUGUUCCAGGCCGAGGCGCCGAGCGCCCGCAGGAACAGCACGACGUUCCCGAGCCGCCACGGCCUGCUGCUGCCCGCCUCGCCGGUCCGCAUGCACAGCAGCCGCCUGCACCAGAUCAAGCAGGAGGAGGGCAUGGACCUCAUCAACCGCGAGACGGUGCACGAGCGCGAGGUGCAGACCGCAAUGCAGAUCAGCCACUCGUGGGAGGAAACUUUCAGCCUGAGCGACAACGACGCCGAGAAGGCGGCGUCCCCGAAGCGCGUCGACUUCAUGCCGGUGUCGCCGGCGCCGUCGCCCACCCGCGGCAUCGGGAAGCAGUGCUUCUCGCCCUCCUUGCAGAGUUUCGUGAGUAGCAACGGAUUGCCGCCGAGCCCCAUCCCCAGCCCCACGACCCGCUUCACGACGCGGCGGAGCCAGAGUCCCAUCAACUGCAUCAGACCCAGCGUGCUCGGACCCUUGAAAAGGAAAUGUGAAGUGGAGACUGAGUAUCAGCCAAAGAGGUUCUUCCAGGGCAUCACCAACAUGCUGUCCUCCGACGUGGCCCAGCUGUCAGAUCCCGGCGUGUGCGGCUCGUCCGAUACCCUGGACGGGAACGGCAGCAGUGCCGGCUCGUCCUGUAACUCCCCAGCGAAAGUCAGCACCAGCACCGACUCCCCGGCGUCCCCGGCGGCCUCCCCGUUCCUGCCCCUGGACGAGCUGCCCUCCAAGUGAUUCCCUCGGACUUGGGGCGGGGGCUUUGUGAGAGAAACCAAGUUGUUGGAGCAAGCACUGAACUUUGUCAAUUCAUUUGAAGCUGUUUCCUACAUUUGACUCUCCCCUCCCCUACUUUUUUUUUUUUUUUAAUUUCCUGAAAUGUUAUUCUAGAGACCUUCAGUGUCAGGUUCCUGCGGAUACCCUUGAAUUCAGUGUAGUAAUUUUUGGACGUUUUCCCGUACGUGUGUUGAGGCAUACAUCUUUACGCUGCUAAUAUGUCUAAAUACAUGUGUUAUCCCUUGA